This is a messenger RNA of Linum trigynum, 3386 nucleotides long. The record is from the annotation of a GenBank genome assembly. Lineage: Eukaryota; Viridiplantae; Streptophyta; Magnoliopsida; Malpighiales; Linaceae.
CAUGAGAGUUGAUUUUUGAGAUAGAAUUUUUGGUUAGAGAGAGAAAGAAGAGAGAGGAGCUGAAGGAAGGAGAAGCGGAGGAGGAGCUAGAAGACCCCCUUCCCCACUUUCUUCUUUGUAUCUUCUUCCCUACCCUAUGGAGUAGUCCUCUAAGGUAUAGGGGUUCUAAACCCACCCUAGUUCUAGGUUUACUAUGUAAUGAAUGGAUAUUUAAGGGUAUUAAUGAGUGAAAUUGAAUGUGUUUAUCUAGUUGAUUUCAUUGCUUCUCUAGCUUUAAUUGUAUUUGGGUAAGUCGCCAUAAUCUUCUCUACUAGCCUACUUGAGCUUCUACGCUGGGUAUGGAGUUUUAGGGUUAGACGGUUAUGCGCCAUCAAGCAAAUUAGGGUUAGAUUAAUGAAUAGGAUCUUAUGUUGGACGAGGCGACCGUACCCCUGCUAUAAGAAUGCCUUCCUAGAUAGAACCCGAAAUGAAACCUCGGUGUGGACGGUGGGUAGUACCCAUUGAAAGGAGCUAUGUUCUUGAAGUCCCAGAUACGAUAGCCUAGUUCGAGGUGACUGACAUGGGUUUAGGGGAGACAUACUCAAAGGGGUGUAUAUAACCACGAAAUCCCAUGGAAAAAAGCUCACUGUUUUUGUUGUGUUUUGUGUUUGUAAUGUCGUGUUUUUACUCGUAUUCUUCUUUCUUUUGUUAUGUUCUCUUUUGUUAUUUUGUGUUAAGUGUUUGUUCACUUUUUGUUUUCUUUUCUUUUUACACUUGUGCUUUCAUAGGUUGUUCUUGUUUUUUGUGAAUAUAGAUAGUAUUUAGGUGUAGCUAUGUAUCGGUAUGUUUGGCAUGAGAAGUAGGGAGAGCACCAACCGCCAAAUUGGUGUUAUCUUGAAGCUUCUAGUAGUGGUGCUAGCCAAGGAUCCGAUUACGAAGAACAACCACCUCUCUAUGCCUAUAAACGGUACCCCAUGAUUACCAAGCAUCUCCACCAUAAUACCAAUAACCACCUCCACAAACUAUGGUGAAGACCGAGUUGGAGAUGGCCAUUGAGCGACUUACGGCAGGUAUGCCAUAUCUAGAAGGCCUUGUGACAACUCAUUCAACUCCAUCCCCAAAACCAAAGAGCCUCUUGGAGCUCGAGUUACAAAGACUCAUGGCCGGGAGUGGGAUUUCACUUCAUCAUUCACCACCACCUACACCAAAAAGUCUCGGAGAGUUAGCAUUUGAGCGCUACAACAUCCCAAUGGAGUGCCUAGAUGCUAGCGAUUCCAAACUUCCUACGGGUUGAUUUCGGAUAAAAGAUGUUAAACAAGAGGAAUGGUGGCUCCAAGAGGUGGGGAUCGUAGGGACAUCUUGCAUCAAGGGAAGUCCCGACCCUUCUUGAUGCAAUAUCGACUAGCGCGAGUCUCCACUUCAACAAGUUACAUAUUCUACAAAAGCUUUCCACCCAACUUUGAUGCACUCUUCGAAAAGGAUCCUUUUGAGGGUUCUCUUUGCCAAGAUGAGGCUGAGGCAUCAUCAAUCCCUCUUGGUGGAUCAGGUGAUGAUCCUUCAAGAAUGCUUGUUUUGGUUCGAGGCAAAGAGAAGCAAAGAAAAUUUGAAGAAAGUUUCAUUGGAGGUGUCUAAAGCAUUCUUAUCUACAUGAGCCUUCACCUAAUGAUUGGGAAACCGAUCAAGACUUGAGACUCCACUUAACAAUGAAAACCUCAAAUUUAAGGAGGUCUUGAGUUGGACUGAGUACUUGAAGAUAACGGUCCGGUGAAACGACCUAAGGGACAUGCUAGUUGGGAGGCACCCCAACAUCGGUUUGCAUUUUCUUUUCCUUUACCUUUCAAUAUAGAACUUGCAUGUUUGAAUUUUGUUUUUAGGUUAGUUUCUAGUUUAAAUAAUAGUGAAUGAGCAUACCUUAGUUAAGAAUGAGUUCUAAUAGACUAAGGUGAAGAAAAAAUUACGGAACGUUGAUGUGUUGUUGUGUGUUGCAUGUUUAUGAAUGAAUGUAUGUGGUUUGGAGGCCUUGGUGGGCAAGAAUUGAAUGAAUCUAGAUGAUUUGAUUGUCGUCCACCAAGUGCUCGAGGAAAUGCCCAAACCACAUAAUUUGUGCUUGUAAUGUUUGAUGCAUGCCAAAUGAACCUUAAUGCUUAUGUUAGACCCCUAGAAGCAUGUUUGAGGGAUAGUUUUGAAUCUUGAUCGAUUGGUAUAAGGUGUAUGGCCCUUUUUCUCAAGAAAGCUUACUGCUUUGAUAUGUUUUUUGAGCAAUUGGUUCAUACCCCUACCUUAGUCGUUUAGGUUGUUUAUUGCCUUGGGCAAUGACAUUAAAACCCCUAGAUUGACAUGUUGUCAAUUAAAUCAAUCAAUCAAGAUUGUUAACUACCUAAUUCGACAUUGUUUUUCCCUUUGCAAUCUUGUUUUACAUAGUAACCAUCAAGUGUGGGGGUGCAAAAGAUUUGAUCCUAGGGAUGAUGAGAAGUGUUCAAUGCAUUCUUUGAUUAUUGAUUAUUUAGGCAUGGAUGGGUAUGAAUCGUUUUAGUGUGUAAAGGAACCUUUAUAAGGGUUGAUCCUUUGAAGAGGAGAGGUUUCCAAUGCUAUUCCACCGGAGGUGGUAAAAACUUUAAGUUUCCAAUCAAUGGAGAGACCAGACCACUUGAAACUCCACACAACGAUUCGAGCCUCAUGCACCAAUACACCAUGAGCAAGAACUCCAACAACAACUAGAAUUAUCACCUAGAGGUCGAGAGAUCAAGCCCAAAAGGCAAUUUCUCAACUUUGGGAGGAUAUCAACCCACCCACCCUACCCUUCGAUCUGACAAUCACUUCGACUAAGCAUUUUGGUAACGUUCUUCUAUCCUCUUACCCUUGUCACAUCGAGGAAAUGUGUUCCUUUAGUGUGUGUGCCGGGGGGGGGGGGGGAUUGUGCAUAAAUGCUUGUGUGGAAUGUUAUUAGAAAUUGAACUCUCUUAUGCGAUUAAUGUUUGAAUGCUUGAUCGAGAGAGAUGUGCUUUUAGAGUGAUUGUGGACGAUGACUUACCAUUUUUCAACCACUUGGAGCCUUGUAUGCAUGCCCAACUUAUUUCAAAUUUGAGGGCUCCAAGUUGGUCCCUUUUUGCAUUCUUCCUACUCAUUAUGAUUUGAAUUGUUAUAUAAUUGAUGAGUUGUGUUCGAUAUGGAGUAAUUGCAUGAUUAGAGUACCUAUGUAUGAGGGAUUUUACUCUCUUCUUCCUCUUUGGUGAGUCGAUAAUGUUUGCUAUUUUGGGAAGAACAUGUGUGCAGGACUCUCCACCACUUUUGAACUCGAAACCUUUGCAAAUAUGUGCUUAACUUGUCAGGAAAAAAUAAAUAAACAAAGAGCCUCUCACGUGAGAGGCAACUGAGCAUAGUGUUUGAGAUAAACCGGAUCAGAGUGC